Molecule: messenger RNA, 6466 nt
Organism: Rhopilema esculentum
Lineage: Eukaryota; Metazoa; Cnidaria; Scyphozoa; Rhizostomeae; Rhizostomatidae
Source: RefSeq, a predicted model, not a curated record
AACUUCAGAAGUGGCAUUUCUGCGUGGCAAUAGAGCUCUUCUUGGCGCCCUGCGAAAUCUUCGAUUGCCCUGCGAAAUCGACUAUUUUUUGGAUUGGGGGGGUGUUACACCCCCCACACCCCCCCGGUAGUUUCGCCCCUGCCUAUCACUAGAUUUUUGAAAAUUUUGUCCCAGAUUUGAAAUUUUUGCAGUUAUGUUGCGUAUGGUAAAACAAGGAAGAAGUCGAUCAAAACCAUCGCUUUCCCCAGCGGAUAUUCAAUUUAAGAAUAAAAUUUUAUUAUCAAAAUUUGCUUCAAAGAAUGCAAUUUCCGGCGAAUUUGAAUCAAUAGAUUUUAAAAAAAUUUCCCCCUUCAGCGGCAACCAUGGCUUCACUCUACCCUUGUCCUAAGCUACAGAUGCCAGGAACGUUCACUGUAAGUAUGAAGAAACAGACACAAAAGACGGAAGUGCAUUUUAAAUAUCUUUCCAGCCAAGGCAAAAAGUUACGCGCCUUUCUGCCCCGACCCUUACACUUCCAUGAAAUGCUUCUAUUUGAGUAAAAUAAAUCAAAAAAGUUUUGUCGGAAAAUUUUUUUUUUGCCCCCUCUAGAAUUCAUUCGCCACGAAACCCCUGCAUUUUUGUAUUUAAAAGGAAAUUAGAAGAAUUCUUUUGACAAGAAGGUUUUUGUCUAUUCUGAAAUGUGAUCCACAGGGACGUGAAUUGAGGGAUAUUCUUGGGAUGGUGAAGGGCACGAAAUUUCCGACUGACGAUAAGCCAAUUGUUAUUUUGCACUUUAAUUGUAUUAAGCCUUCAAAAAUUACUGAAACUAAAAAACUCCUAAGGUUAUUAAAGAUUUCCAACUUAUUCAAAGAACGGUAGUUACACUACACGUUAUUUAUUUUAAAAGAAACUUGGAUCAGCACUAAGUACUUAAAGUUUCUUAGGUUGGUACCCAAAUUUUGGCGUUUUAGUAAUAAACUUGCUUUACUUAGUUGGUUUCUUAUUUCUGGACCUAAAAUUGCCUUGCCGUUUUGAAAUAGAGCAUUUUGGAAGAUUUAUAAUGCAGAUCGUCACUGAAAAAAACCCAUGCAGAUCGAGGUCGUAUCCUUGUAAAGAAAAAUCAACACAUUAAUAGAUUUUAGACUCUUAAAGCUUCUUAAUUUUUCUCGAGCCUAGUACUAAGGUUUCUUUAACUUUUGGGCAUCACAGUACUAGUUUCUUACAAAUAAAAACGUGUACUUUCCUGGUGGUCCACAUUGUGGCCCACGGUAUGUUGCUAUGUGCUAUGUGCUAUCUGCUAUGUGAUGCACUACAUUUUCUCUCGUUGUGACCCUGUGGUUUAUACGGCGGAUGUUCAAGCCUUGGAUUUUGGCGCGAAAUUUCACAAAAGUAAUGCAGGAACAAGAUGAGAGAUACAAGUCCGAAAGUUGAAGACAACCUGCAUGGCAAACUCUCAAGCAUUAAAAGAGAAUUGAAAUGUUGGGAGUCAUUAUUCUUCAGAAGCCAUGGGCAGAAAGCCAAACAAGGAAGAUAUUGAAGAGUCAGGGAAUGAAAUCAAAGGUGCCUACAAAGAAUACUAUCAUCUAAAGGAAAAGCUCAAGCAAUGCGACAACAAAGAAACGGGAACAAGUUUUGAAAAUAAGAAUUCUUGUGAAUCUGUUAAAAGAAGUACUGAUGUUGGAAUAUUUGGCAAGGAUUUAAACAAGACUGAAGAGUUAAAGAAACCUGCUAGCCAUUUGAAGUACCAUUCAGUGAGAGACAAACACCAGACUACCUUUGUGAAGAAAAGACACCUGAAGGCUCCUUCAGCAGUUUUGAAACCAAAAUCAAACACUGAAUGUGCAAAUAAUGAUGUAAAAGGAGAAAGUGAUUUCCAAGUGUCAAAAUUGGACAACAAUGAGGAGACAGAAAAAACCAAUGUGGUUCUAAUGAAAGAAGAACAGUCAACAAAUGAUGGAGACGAUGUCUUAAAAGAGAACAAAAUCACUGAAAGUAUCCAUAUAACAUCAAAGAGUUUUGUUGCAUCUAACUAUGGAAGACGAACCAGUUUUGCAUCAAAGAAGACUUCUGCUGUGCGGAGAAAUUAUCAUGUCUCUAAAGAAUGGCUUGAGAAAGUGAAGCCCAAAGAUGAGGUGGAAGAUGAGUUGCAACCAUUUGAAGAAUUUGAUCAAUGUAUGGAUACUGAAUUUGAUAAUUUUGAAGAUAGUGGUGAUUGCAUGAAUCUUCACGAAAAGGAGAGUGGCCGAUCGAGUCAUGGCUGUGAUGAAGUUGAAAUGGAGGACUCCUUGCCUGAAGUGCCGUUAAGCACAUUAGAUGAAAAAAAGGACGUAGAAACUUGGAAAAAGCAAGGAAAAUAUGAGGUGGUGGCAGAUCCUAGUAUAACAAAUUCUAGGCAACUGGGCUCUGGGAACGAAUGUAAAGCAAGUGAUUUGCCUGUAUCGGAAACUAGGACUGCUACUGGAAAGAACCUUGCUGUGAAAUUUAAAUCGGAGUCUGUACCUGUAGGGAAGGGAAAAGUCUUAGAGGAAGAAUCUUACAGUUCACCUAAAGAUAGGGAUUCAAAUAUGGGUUUAGAAAAGUUUGGCCACACGAAGAACCUAGAAAAAUCAAGUUUAACUAGAGGAGCACAACAAGAAGAGAUUUUGCAUGAUAAAAAUGUUACUAGAGCUUUGAAAGUCAUUACACGCAAGAGGAAAGCUGUAGACGAAACUGAUCUCGCGGUGGAGUCUCGCAAAGAAAUUUCUGGUUCGAAAGAGAAAAGAGUAAAAAUCGAGGCAAUAAAUGACGGAGUACCGAAAACAACACGGGGAAAACGUCUUGUCAGUGAAAACUUUGUUAAGAUUGAUAUCCAGAAGAAAAAGUUUUGUCGAGGAAAGCGGAGAAUAAAGGCAUCGACCUAUAAAAGACAGAUGUUUAAGAAAAAGACCCAAUUCAAUACAAAAAGCCCCGCAGUUUGCUUCAAAUGUCACCAGGAGGGACACUGGGCCAAAGAAUGCGGCAAAAGAUCAACCAAAGGAAACCCAUCACGAUUUUCAUCAUUUAAUGGUAAAACGAAGGAAGAUUACACUCCAGUUCAUGAAGAAGAUGAACUUGAAACACCAGCCACGUUUUCUAUCCAAGACGUUCCAGAUCUUCCGAGGUGUUGGCCAAGGGUUCCAUACCACCCACCAAGAGCUGCUCCACCUGUGCCACCAUUGUACGAGCCUGUUGAUGGGCAGCCGUCACAAGAGGCCAUUAGAGAAGUUAAUGACGCUCUCAGUGCAAUAGGAUACAGCUCGUUUAGGCCGGGACAAGAAAAUACGGUUGCAAGAAUUGUGUCAGGCCUGUCAACCUUGCUUGUUUUAUCAACUGGAUCAGGAAAAUCAUUAUGUUACCAGCUGCCGGCGUACUUGUUUUACAAGAAAUCUAAAAGCCUUACGAUUGUUAUCUCCCCACUUGUUGCUUUGAUGGAAGACCAGGUGAGCAAUCUACCAUAUGGUCUCAAAGGAGCUUGCUACCAUGCUAAUAUGUCAAAGGCUCAAAGGGAAAAAGUCUUAAAAGACAUCCAGGAAAAGAAAAUAGCAAUCCUUCUCCUUUCUCCCGAGGCACUGGUUUCGGGUAGCUCAUCAGAAGGCUACACAACGCUGUUGGGAAGUAUGCCACAAGUAGCGUUUGCUUGCAUUGAUGAAGCUCAUUGCGUCUCCGAGUGGUCGCAUAAUUUUCGGCCUAACUAUCUUAGAGUUUGCAAGGUUGUUCGUGAUUAUCUUGGUAUCAAUUGUUUUCUUGGCCUAACUGCAACUUCGACCAAAGCCACUGCAAAAUCAAUUGCAAAGCAUCUCGGGAUAGAACUAUCAGAAUUGGAUGCAGGAAUAAUUAGAGGGCCUACAAUGCCAGACAACCUCCAUAUCACGAUUUCUAAAGAUUUUGACAGAGACCGGGCCUUAGUCAGCCUGUUGUCAGGCGAAAGAUUCAGCAAAUGUACAUCGAUUAUCAUUUAUUGCACGAGAAGAGAGCAAACGGAGAGGUUGUCGUCUUUAUUAAGAACUUGUCUACAGAGUUUGCCGCCAACUGAAUUGGAUGUCGAUAGCGAAGAAGAAAUACAACCGAAAACCAAGGCAAAGAAGAAGGGAAAAUCUAGGAAAAAACCGAAAUUACGAAGUGUAUCAUGGGAUGCUGAUUGCUAUCAUGCCGGAAUGACUCCUGCGCAGCGUCGAAAAGUUCAGAAGAAAUUUAUGUCGGGAGAACUGCGUAUCGUUGUAGCAACGACUGCCUUUGGAAUGGGUCUUGACAAAUCGGAUGUUAGAGCAAUUAUUCACUAUAAUAUGCCAAAAAGUUUUGAAGGAUUUCUUCAGGAAAUUGGCCGUGCAGGGAGAGAUGGAUUGCCAGCUCAUUGUCAUAUAUUCUUAGAUGAAGAGGCAAAGGAUUUGUGUGAACUGAGACGCCAUACUUACGCAAACUCAGUUGAUGGCAAUUCGGUAAAGAAGCUGGUGAAGAGAGUGUUUAAAAAAUGCGACUGCAAGAAGAGGCACGAGGAAGCACUGAAGCACAAGACGCGGGAAGGAGGUAGUGUAGAUUCAGAACAGACCGGGAAGAUGCUAUCAGGUGAUGGUGAGUUUAUGAAAAAUGUCGGAAAAACUGACGCCCAUACCUCUGACCAGCAACUUUUAAAUGACGAUUUUGUUGACAAUUGCUUUAAGGACGAUCUUGACAUCGAUGCUUUGACCCAGGAAGAAAGUUCUGCAGAUUGUGAACUUCAGGUUAGUUCAGCUAUUAAUGUAGGUGACGUCACACACAUGAGCAAUAAACUGAGUGCCGAACCAGAUGCCCGUUCUGCAUCGAGCGAAGCACUUCGGCAGUUAUUACCAGGAGAUCAAUCGACUAGCGUUCCGUCGCACCCGGUUGACGAUUCACCAGGCACGAUAGGCGAUCAGGGUACUUCCAAUACGAAUCAACCUCAAUUGAUUAGUAAUCACUGCAAUCAAGAAGAUCAAUGCGGGGGUAAUCAAGAAGAUCAAUGCUGGGAUAAUCAAGAACGAGUUUGCUCAGGCCACCAUGUGACGUUUUCAGUUCAGCAAUCAGUCCAAGCACUUGAUAUCCCAGAAGAGAACAUUGCCACGUUGUUAUCUUAUUUAGAAUUUCUACGUGAGCCUCCUGUGACGUUGUUAAAUCCAAUCAAAUCCAGCUGUACUUUGCAAUGUUACGGAGGAGCAAGGCAGAUGCAAUUGCUUGCGAUGAAGUUCCUGCCAGUAACUGCUGUGUUUAAUAACAUGCGCAGGAAUCGUUUGAAGCUAGCGGAUAGCAAAGCGCUUACAUUUAAUGUUGUGGAGGUGGCGGAUGAAAUGGGAUGGGACCUGGAACCGAUUUAUCGAGAACUGCGAUCGGUGCAGUGGAAUACCUCGUUUUCGCAGAGCCACAAUGACAGCCUCAUUGGAAAGUCUGGUGUUUUGGUUGAAUUUGAUGAUCCUUCUUUUCAUGUCAUCGCUCCAGGCGACCUGUGUGAUGACGAGCGCGACUACGUGUGCAGCGUUCUCCUCAAAACAGUAAAGGAACAAGAAGAGACAAGACUUCUGCAACUUGAUGCACUUUAUAACAUCCUUGAUAGAUCAUCAAAUCAAACGUAUCAUGACGUCAUCGAAAAACACAACCCCGAAGCUGACAAGCAGUUGAGAAAGAGCAUUCGGGAAUAUUUUGAAUGCGAACCGACUGAGAUGAAGUCACUUCUGAACAGGUUGUCACCCCAUAAAAUCGAUAUAGAAGUCCCUCAGAGUAAGUGGGAUGUGAUUGCCCGUGAUGUCCGGACGAUGUUAUGCACCAAUACUGAUGUCAUGUUCACUGGCCGGGCUUUGGCAAGAAUAUUCCACGGAAUUGAUAGCCCAUGUUUUCCUGCAACUGUUUGGGGUCGAAAUCGUAGAUUCUGGCGCCAGUACAUCGAUGUUGACUUCAACGAUCUCCGAAAAUUUAUCACUGAUGAAAUAAUUAAAUACAGGACAUAAUAUUAUUUACAUUUUUCCUUUUAACACACUUUUCAAUUUGUACAGUUGUAAGAUAUCUUCUUUUUCGACGUUUCUCUUUUUUGUUUUAAUGUUUUUCGACGAUGGUGGAUGGGCCAAAUUGACCAUGCCCCCCCUGUAAUGGUUCCUCAAAAAUUGCGAAGCAAUAAACGCAUUCCUUGUGAUUGGCCACCAAGACUACUAUCCAAAGAAUAAACAACCACAAACUUACUAUGUAUCUUGUCCAAUUAAGCGUGGUGUGAUUAGAAAAUAGUAAUUUUUCCUUGCGAAGAAAUAUUUAACAAAAAACGUACCUCAUUGGCAGAGCCGAUGCCAACAGAGGGCGCAUCGCCCCCCCCCCCCUUAUAAGGCUGUUUUUCGGAAAUCCAGAAUGCUUGUUGGAAUGUUUUAGGAUUCUGUACAAGUCAUAUCCGAGAGACUGACUGAUGAUGAUAUUCUUAGCUUUCCAUAUUUUAUUAUUAGCAAUUUUCCUUUAAAUCAAUUUUUUAUGUUGCAUC